UCUAACAAAAUGGCGAAGCAUCAUCCAGAUUUGAUUUUCUGUCGAAAGCAACCGGGCGUUGCUAUUGGGAGACUGUGCGAAAAAUGUAAGUGUAACCAUGAUGAUGUGAUGGGGAAAUGUGUUAUCUGUGACUCGUACGUGCGUCCAUGUACGCUGGUCCGGAUCUGCGACGAAUGUAACUACGGGUCCUACCAGGGUCGGUGUGUGAUCUGCGGAGGGCCAGGGGUGUCCGAUGCCUACUACUGCAAGGAAUGCACUAUAAUGGAGAAAGAUAGAGAUGGGUGUCCUAAAAUUGUGAAUUUGGGCAGUGCCAAGACAGACUUGUUUUAUGAGAGAAAGAAAUAUGGCUUCAAGAAAAGGUGACCUGUGUGUGCUUUUGUCUCACCUUAUCAAAUCAAAGACAUUUCACCAUUUCCAUGGUAAAACAUUUUCGAGAGCCAUAAGACAUCCUGUUUUCUUCUAUAUGACAUAUGGACGACAUCGGCGGGCAACAUCCUCAUUCCACAACAGGCGGUGUCACUUGACAUCAAGUACAAGACUUAAACACACAACAUUGUGUGAAAAUUAUUGUGUCUGAUGUCACAUACUUGAUUUUAUGGGAAGCAUGCUAAUAAAUCUUUUUAGAAAUAAAA
Messenger RNA from Haliotis rubra (blacklip abalone), 632 nucleotides. RefSeq names its product PHD finger-like domain-containing protein 5A. Gene Ontology annotation, biological process: mRNA splicing, via spliceosome. NCBI's taxonomy places the organism in Eukaryota, Metazoa, Mollusca, Gastropoda, Lepetellida, Haliotidae. Gene Ontology annotation, cellular component: U2 snRNP; U12-type spliceosomal complex; precatalytic spliceosome. The record is from RefSeq and is a predicted model, not a curated record. The coding region runs from base 10 to 363 and encodes 117 amino acids. The transcript is spliced from 4 exons.